Messenger RNA from Nestor notabilis (Kea), 2498 nucleotides. It is a transcript of the gene LRRC49, whose product is annotated as leucine rich repeat containing 49. Gene Ontology annotation, molecular function: protein binding. NCBI's taxonomy places the organism in Eukaryota, Metazoa, Chordata, Aves, Psittaciformes, Psittacidae. The transcript has 16 exons. The annotation marks the transcript as partial. The record is from RefSeq and is a predicted model, not a curated record.
GUUAAUAAUUGUGGUCUUCAGCUGGUUAUCCAGACCUCAUCAAUAGCAGAGAAAAGCAAACCAUUUGAAUUCAGGAUAAAUAAAGAACAGUCAUCUUUCCACAGUAGACUUCUGCAGCAUGAUCUGGAAAAAAACUAUUCGGGAAGGCAAGGAGACCAAAGAGUAUUAAGUCCUUUGGUGCGUAAUAAGCAGCUGUAUCUUCCAGUACCAUCCAGUCUGACAGAACUUUCUGGUUUGGAGCUGAAGCAGAAUACAGGUUCUUUAUCGGGAUUUGGCGAGACUUCUAUUCACACACCUACAAAAUCCAGAUCUCGACAAAGCAGCCACAGUAUUAGUUCACAUGCUUCAGAUAACACAAAUUUUGGGAGCAGUUCAUCAAUAACAUUUCCUGUAUUGCAUCGUACUGCUGAAGAAAAAAUACUGAACUCUGACAGACUUACCUUGGAAAGGCAAAAACUGACAGUGUGCCCAGUUAUUGAUGGGGAAGAUCUUCGCCUUUUGAAUUUCCAACAUAACUUUAUAACCCGGAUCCAAAAUAUUUCUAAUCUGCAGCAUCUUGUUUUCUUAGAUUUGUAUGAUAACCAGAUAGAAGAAAUAAGUGGGGUUUCAACUCUGAGAUCCCUAAGAGUCCUUUUGUUGGGAAAGAACAGAAUAAAGAAGAUCUCAAAUCUGGAGAACCUAAAAAAUCUUGAUGUUUUAGAUCUUCAUGGAAAUCAGAUUACUAAAAUAGAAAACAUCAGUCAUUUGAAUGAACUCAGAGUGUUAAACCUUGCCAGAAACCUACUAACCAUUGUAGAAAAUCUUAAUGGACUGGAUUCACUCACAGAGCUCAACCUUCGUCAUAAUCAAGUCUCUGCCAUAAAAGAUGUGGAUACUUUGCCAUGUCUCCAGCGUCUCUUCCUCAGCUUCAACAAUAUAUCUAGUUUUGAGGAUAUUCUGUGCCUUGCUGAGUCCUCAUCUUUGUCAGAUAUCACCCUUGAUGGCAAUCCAAUAGCUCAGGAGACAUGGUACAAACACACUGUUCUCCAUCAUAUGAUGCAGCUCCGACAGCUAGAUAUGAAGAGGAUCACAGAAGAAGAAAGACGUAUGGCAUCUGUUGCAGCAAGGAAAGAGGAAGAAAGGAAGCGUGAAAGUCAUAAACAGAACUUGCUGAAGGAAAAGAAACGGUUAACGAUUUGUAAUAUUGCUCGUCAGUGGGAGAUACAGCAGAAUCGAAUAGCUCUUGUGGCUUCUUUAAACCAAGAUAAAGAUGAUGAGCCCUGUCAGAUUAAUGGCAGUGCUGCAUAUGUAUUUCCUGAAGAAAACAGGUCUCUUGAUACAAUAUUGAGCAGUGCAGUACAAGGCUUGUCUGUUCUUGAGUCUCAUUUAGUGGAAGUGGAAGGAGACACUCUUUGCUUGUAUGGUGCUGGUGCGCUGGAGUGCCUGGAUCGAAACUGGAGUGUUCAGACAGCUGGAAUUAUUGUCACAGUCUCCUUUAUGUUCAUAGAAUUUGAUGAAAUUGUUCAAGUGUUAACUAAACUGAAGAUAAAAUUUCCUAAUUUUGUGCACCUGAAGUUUAAGGAGACAAAUCUUCUGGCCCUGCAGCAAUUCAAUGCAUUAGCUCAGAUGCAUCGCAUUGAACAGUUGACAGUUGAUCCUCAGGGAAAUCCAGUUGUAAACUUUACUUUGUGGAAAUACUAUGUUCUGUUUAGACUGAACCAUUUUAAUCUACAGAAGAUAAAUGGAGUGAAGGUUACUGAAAAUGACGUUGUAAUGGCAGAAAGGCUCUUUGGCAUUCUGGCAUACGUAGCAUCCUCUGAGCUGCCACAUUAUCGCAUGCUUUCAUUAUUUGGAGAAUCUAGGAAGAAGCAGUUGCAUUAUCUGCUGGAGGGAAAGGGAAAGAAAUCUGGAAUUGGGAGUGAGGAGAGUAGUGACAACAGAAGAAAUGGAGGGGAAAGCACAGCUCGAGCAACGUUGAAUUACACAACAAAGGAUUUUCAUAUGGAAAAGCUUGAGGAAAUCAAGGAAAGAAAAGCAUUUUGCCAGACAUACGUUGAGAACUUAGUGAAAGAAGCAGCUGACAUCAAUAUGAAAAAUGAGUCGUUGCAGAAGCUCUGGCCUCAAAUGUUCAUUGAGCUUGUCAGAGACGCAGUGAUAGAAAUACGCAAUAAAAAUUCCUACAUGAAACUCUGCUUACAGCGGAUCAUUGAUCAAAACCAGUAGAAUCAAGGCUUGUUCUCUUGCAAGCUUUUGGUUUCAGUAUUCCAUGAUGUUUUACAAACUUAAAACAAUAUAAAAUUACCAUCAGUAUGACAUACUUCACACCCCACCCCAUAGGGAUGGCUUUAAAUCUUAAUUAACUCUUGAUAGUUGUGAAAUACAAGUUUACUUGCAUACUGCUUUAAUGGUUCUUCCUUGGCUAAAGUGAUGAGAUGGCAUAGAAGUAACUUGGUGAUUGUCAUGUUUUACUAAGUCUCGUUUAUUUUUUCUGCUACCCUUGCUUCUGUAGUGCUACAGCA